UCGAGGAGCCGUGGAGCACGGAUGCCACUGUCGGGAGGCUAGAUGAACAGGACGCGUUAUUUAGCUGGAUAGCUGGAUGGUCGCCUAUUGCCCAGUGCAAGCGAACAGCGGCGAGGCGGUGUUUUCGUGCACCCAGGAACAGCCUACAGGGAUUCUGGAUUAAGGCGAAGAUUGUGCGUGACACAGAAUAUACAUUUAUGGUCAGAAUCCAGCACAAGCCACAACGUGUCUGUCUGAGCGGAUCUGUCUUUAAAUGUAGUCUUUAACGUAAAAUCGAUAUUGCAAUAUAUAACAUCUGAUCUGGAACAUUUCAUUGAUCCUUGCUGAUAGUGGGCCGUCUCAACGCUAUUUCACUGAGCAUCAAGUAUGGAUGAGGACAAUCAAGUACCUGAGGACCUGUCAAUGGAAGAGAGGGAAGAGCUGUUAAACAUACGUCGCAGAAAGAAAGAGUUGUUGGAUGACAUUGAGCGACUGAAGUUUGAGAUCGCGGAGGUUAUGACGGAAAUCGAGCAGCUCACCUGUGUGGGCGAGAGCAAAACCACACAGAGAAACAAACAGAUCGCCAUGGGAAGGAAGAAAUUCAAUAUGGAUCCAAAAAAGGGCAUCCAGUUUCUGCUGGAGAAUGACCUCCUUCAGCACACUCCCGAAGACAUAGCCCAGUUCCUCUAUAAGGGUGAAGGAUUAAACAAAACUGUCAUUGGAGAUUACUUAGGGGAAAGGGACGACUUCAACAUCAAAGUGCUUCAGGCCUUCGUUGAGCUCCAUGAAUUUGCAGACCUCAAUCUGGUCCAGGCGUUGAGGCAGUUUCUGUGGAGCUUCAGGCUUCCAGGCGAAGCACAGAAGAUCGAUAGGAUGAUGGAGGCUUUCGCGUCCCGAUACUGCCAGUGCAACCCGGGAGUCUUCCAAUCCACAGACACGUGCUAUGUCCUGUCCUUCGCCAUCAUUAUGCUGAACACCAGCCUCCACAACCCCAACGUGAGGGACAAGCCUGCAGUGGAGCGCUUCAUCUCCAUGAACCGGGGCAUCAACGAUGGUGGAGACCUCCCCGAGGAGCUGCUCCGGAACCUCUAUGAGAGCAUUAAAAGUGAACCCUUUAAGAUCCCUGAGGAUGAUGGCAAUGACCUCACACACACAUUCUUCAACCCCGACAGAGAGGGUUGGCUGCUCAAGCUUGGAGGAAGAGUGAAAACCUGGAAGAGGCGAUGGUUCAUUUUAACCGACAACUGCUUGUACUACUUUGAAUACACAACGGACAAGGAGCCACGGGGCAUUAUCCCUCUGGAGAACCUCAGCAUCCGAGAAGUGGAGGAACCAAGGAAGCCCAACUGUUUUGAGCUCUACAACCCAAACCACAAGGGCCAGGUGAUCAAGGCAUGCAAGACAGAAGCAGAUGGGCGAGUGGUGGAGGGCAACCAUGUGGUCUAUAGGAUAUCAGCCCCCACCCCAGAGGAGAAGGAGGAGUGGAUCAAAUCCAUCAAAGCCAGCAUCAGCAGGGACCCUUUCUACGACAUGCUGGCCACCCGGAAACGCCGCAUUGCCAACAAGAAGUGACAUCAUCGCUCGACUCCCAACAGAGCAGCACUCUCCCCCUCCCCGAACACCUCCAGACCAUCUAGAGCAGCUUCCACCAUCACAUGUGGGCCCUUCCACCAUUACACCUGGGCCCUUCCCAGGGGUCUGGGCCAAGUGGGACACCACCACCUCUCCACUGCUGCUUGCCCACCUCCCAUUCUGUAUGCUUCCCUUCGUCCUGUGUGUCAGAGGGUGGAGCAGUUCUCUUCAAACUUGCAUGGAUGUCAGUGGGUGUAACUCGGAGACUUGUGAGAGUCCUGUGGGAUGUGAACUGGGACUCUUCCACAUCAGACCUUAACAUCAGACCUCCAAAGCCCAUUGUAAUCAGACAUGAAAACCCGCUGCAUUCAAACUAACCUCAUCAAAUAAAACACCUCCAAGCAUACUAACAUGAUAAAUAAUAAAUGAAAGCCAAAUAGCUUUUUUUAUUAUUAGACACGUUAUUGUUUAUGUUUGCAUUAUGUAUUCUUGACCCAGACUAUUAUCUCAUCAUGGUGCUGAUUACCACAUCUCUGCCUGUGCCAUUUGUUCAAGUAAAACUGCAUAAAAAAAUGUAAAAAUCAAACAAAAACAAAACAAACAAAAAUGCUUGAUUCUAAUAUAAAUCUUGGAAUGCUAUUUAAACACUAUGUGGCAGUCGAGUCAGCUGGACUGAUUUUUUAAAAUUUUCAGACAGAAUAGUAGAGGAAAUGUAUGCCAUGCAUCCUUUUGUCUUCUGUUGUGAAACGGCAGGUACCAGUCAUUUUAAGCUUUAUGUUUAGUCCUUUGAACUGAGGGCUCAAAUAUGUGUCGCACUUUUCAGGAGUGCUGAACUUGGAUCAGUUUAUACCAUUGUUAUUAGAUAUAAUUAUAUGGACAACGGGCAAGCACUCGUUGUAUUUCCCCUGAAAUUAGUGACACAUGAGUCUCUGUAAAGAAGGCACCAUCUUCAGUGGGUCGAUGUAGUGAUGUGAUAGGAGUGAAUUUUGCUUUUAUAUUUCAGUUAGAUAAAAGCUUGCUUGCUUGCUUUUACAUUUUCUUUACAAAUCUAAGUGAAUACCUUUUUUAUAUUUAUUUUCUUUGUGAAACUGUUAGUUUACCUGUAAGUGUAUAAACCAUAGACUUAAGUUAUGUGUAAAUAAUGUACAAUUGUUGUCUACUUUAUUGUGUUUUUUAUUUUAUUUUUUUUGCAUAUGACUGCUGAUUCCAUCACGCCUCAGCUGUGGACUGAGGCUGUCUCACUGGUGGCCUUAUGUGGUAGCCUGACUAUUGCAAUCCUGUUAGGGUAAAUUAAUGUCCAGAACACACUCUGAUGAUAGUGAUGCGAUUCAGAAUUAUUAUUAUUAUUAUUAUUAUUAUUAUUAUUAUUAUUAUUAUUAUAUUUUUCAUGCUUAUCUGGUAGUGAUUUAUAUGUAAAAUAAGAGCUCUGGCCCAGGGUAGAAUAUUAUCUUCAAAUUGCCCUGUGAGGCUACACAUUAAUUUUUAUAUGUAUGUAAAAGUUAUUGGUCAUGAAGUAUAACAUAAAGCUUUCAUAAGCCUGA
Electrophorus electricus (electric eel) is the source of this 3092-nucleotide messenger RNA. RefSeq names its product cytohesin 3b (gene cyth3b). The record is from RefSeq and is a predicted model, not a curated record. Lineage: Eukaryota; Metazoa; Chordata; Actinopteri; Gymnotiformes; Gymnotidae. Gene Ontology annotation, molecular function: guanyl-nucleotide exchange factor activity. Gene Ontology annotation, biological process: regulation of ARF protein signal transduction.